This is a messenger RNA of Lepus europaeus (European hare), 4049 nucleotides long. It is a transcript of the gene ZBTB25, whose product is annotated as zinc finger and BTB domain containing 25. The transcript is spliced from 7 exons. Gene Ontology annotation, cellular component: nucleus. NCBI's taxonomy places the organism in Eukaryota, Metazoa, Chordata, Mammalia, Lagomorpha, Leporidae. Bases 370 to 1812 code for a protein of 480 amino acids. The record is from RefSeq and is a predicted model, not a curated record. Gene Ontology annotation, biological process: regulation of transcription by RNA polymerase II. Gene Ontology annotation, molecular function: protein binding; DNA-binding transcription factor activity, RNA polymerase II-specific; RNA polymerase II cis-regulatory region sequence-specific DNA binding.
CGGGAGCCCGCCCCUCCCGCACGGCGGAGCCGGCCCGCCGGCGCGGCGGCGUCUGGAUCUACCCGGAAUGUCUGGUUUGGUGGUAGUGGAGGUGGAUCCAGUUUGGCUGCUGUUCAUUGAGUACCUACUAUGAGCCACCGAUGGUUUGAGAGUCUCCGUCAUUGGAGAGGAGGCUAAGGAAAAUGCUGCUGCAGCGUGUAGUUGGCAACACAGAUCUGGCUAUUUAUACCUUUUGCUAGUGGUGUGUUCUAACCCUAGAUAUCUUUUCCUCGUCUGGAAAAUGGAAACGGAAAUAAUCCACUAACCUGAGGCUUCAAGGGAUGAGGAUUACAGAGACAGAGAUCUUCCAUCCACUCAUUUACUCCCCAGAUGUCUGCAAUGGCCAGGACUGGGCCAGGCCAGGACCAGGAGCUUCUUCCAGAUCUCCCAUGCCUGCGCUCACCUCCGCCCUUUACAAGUGAACUGACUUCCUGGCCUGCCAGCCAGUGCCACCUAGCCACGAUGGACACUGCUGGCCAUAGCCUCGUCCUCCUCCAGCAGCUGAACAUGCAGCGGGAGUUCGGUUUCCUGUGUGACUGCACGGUUGCUAUUGGAGAUGUGUACUUCAAAGCCCACAGAGCCGUGCUCGCUGCCUUCUCUAACUACUUCAAGAUGAUAUUCAUUCACCAGACCAGUGAAUGCAUAAAAAUCCAGCCGACGGACAUCCAGCCCGACAUCUUCAGCUACCUGCUGCACAUCAUGUACACGGGCAAGGGCCCGCGGCAGAGCGUGGACCACGGGCGGCUGGAAGAGGGCAUCCGGUUCUUGCACGCCGACUACCUGUCGCACCUCGCCACGGCCAUGAACCAGGCGUUCUCGCCGGAGGCCGUGCAGUCCUCCAACCUGUACGGCAUUCAGAUCUCAACGACCCAGAAACCAGCCGCGAAGCCAGGGCUGCAGGCCGCCCAGGCCUCUUCCGGCAGCGGCGCAGGCAGGGCCGCGGCGCAGGGCGACCACGCCCAGCUGCAGCUGUCCCUGGCCAUUGGGCUGGACGAGGGCGCCGCAGACGCGCCGGGCGCCCACCGCGCGGCGCAGGCCGGCCCCGAGCUCCAGAGGCCGCCAGCGGAAGUCAAGCAGGAGCGGGGUGACCCAGUGGCCGUGCCCGCGCAGGGCCAGCGCCCGCCCUCGGCAGAGGCGGCGGGCCCCGCUCUUCCAGAGAGCAGCAGCCGGGCGCACGCGUGCCACUACUGCGGGGAGCGCUUCGAUGCCCGCGGUAGCCUCCGCCAGCACCUGCACACCCACGUGUCCGGGGCGUUGCCGUUCGGGGUGCCCGCGUCCAUCCUGGAGAGCAAUGACCUGGGCGAGGUGCACCCUCUGCAGGAGAGCCGCGCGGCUCUGGCGCGCCGCCGGCUUGGCGCCCUGGGCGGCCAGGAGGGCGGGCGGCAGCAGCCCCAGCCCGCGACCCGCGGCCCCGCCGAGCCUCUGCAGAUCAGCCAGGUGGCCUUGAUCUCCAAAGACGCGGAGCCGGUGGAGCUCAACUGCAACUUCUCCUUCUCCAGGAAGAGGAAAGUGGGCUGCGCCGUGUGCGGCCACAAGUUCCUCCGGCGGAGCCAGCUGCUGGAGCACGCGUGUGCGCACAGAGGCAGGCCGCACAGGCACGGCGGCUGCCCGCGGCUGGCCAGCGCGCUGGCCCAGAGCUUCCCGUCGUUCUGUGACAGCUGGUCCGACGUCGCCCUGAAGGGGCCCCGCCUGUCCCAGGAACACCUGGAUCUGCCUUGUGCCUUGGAGUCGGAGCUCACGCAGGACAGCGUGGACGCCAUCCUGGUGGAGUAGCAGCUUCUGGAAAAGGGAGCGUCGUCAGCGUCGUCCUGCUCUCAGUUGCUGCCCUCCCAAGUCCCCUUGGCUUUUGUCCUUCACAAUCGAGCCAUCAGGUGAAGGUUGCAUAUACCAGGUCUUCUAAGACAUUAACAUGUGGCUGUGAAAACGUAAGCUCCACUUAGUGCUGUCAACUUGUCGUAAAUUAUAUCACCUUUAGAAGACAGAGGUCAGUGUAGAAACAGGCAGACCUGAGAGUGAACAGUUGCUUAUAGAAUUUCUUAUUUUUUUCUAGAAUUAAUAAAAUGGAAUUGAAUAGGAAGUAAAUGAAAUAGGUUUUAAAGACUGUCCUGAGCUAUCACUUUUGGAUUGUUUCACAUGAGGUCAGUCCCAAUGAGGACCAUUCUAAAAUAGUCUCUGCCACACAGAACAGUUAAUUGUUUUUUUAAAGAUUAUUUACAGAGGGAGGGAGAGACAGAGAAAGAAACAUCUUCCAUCUGCUGGUUCACUUCCAGAUGGCUGCAUCGACCAGGUCUGAGCCAGGCUGAAGCCAGGAGCCAGGAGCUUCUUCCAGGUCUUGCAUGUGGAUACAGGGGCCCAAACACUUGAGCCAUCAUCUACUGCUUUCCCAGGCCAUUAGCAGGGAGCUGGAUCAGAAGUGGAGCAGCCAGGACUUGAACCGGCACCCAUAUGGGAUGCCAGCAUUGCAGGCGUUGACUUUUCCUGUUUCGCCACAGUGCCAGCUCCAAUAGUUUUUUAAUGCAUAACUAUAUAUUAUAGUGUAUAAAAAUUGUUUUUAAGAUAUAGCUAUACCAAAUCAUGAGUAGUUUUAAAAAUUACUUUUCACUUACUAGCUUUGCAACAUCACCAAUGUCUUUUAUCUAUUUUUUUACACAUUGAAUAUACCUCAUUUUUAACAAAAACUGUUUCAGUUAGAAGAGAGAAGGGGAAGAGGCAGGCAUCAAAGCACCUGCAACAGAAAGAUGCGUAAACGUGGACAAGCACACCACGCAGGAACUGAGCUCCGUCUGCACUGUGCGAUGCCCAGGCCGUCACCUUCACCUAGAGCAUCUUCUUGCCUAAAGAGCAGUUUGAGCUUUUUUACCACCCGAGGGUUACUUGAGUUUAACGAGGGAAGUGAUUACACACCAGUGUUUCUGCCCUCCGCCCCAGAGGAUAGCCUAGGUUGCCUGGGUUGAUGUGAAUCUUCUAAAAGUCACUGGGAAAAAAGUAAUUUUUCGGUGGCACAGGUUUCACAUUUUCUGCCCAUAAAGCCAACAAAGGGGAUGCAUUCCAUCAUCUAGAACUGUGUUGAAGAUCCUUGACAGCUCCCGGACAGCCUCCUGUGCUCCGUGCACUGCUCUGCCGAGAGGGUCUAAGUCAGACCCUUGCAGCCACCCCCAAAAUGUAAGGCUUAGAACGUCACCACCCACAGAGCCCAGAGCCCCUUCCUGGGGACUGCGUUUCCAGGCCCUCAGUAGCCCGGGUAAUUCCAGGCAGGGGCUCCAGGGUUUUCUCCAGGCAAGCAGGGAGUGGAGGAGAAUUACAGGAGAGUCGACUGGAGAAGAGAGCUAGAUGGUGCCCUCGGCCAGUGGGCGAGGGAAAUCUCCCGGGGCAGCAUUCUGUGGCGAGAGCAGAAUCGGACUGGCCGUGGAUUGAUCAGAUGUGGCUGAGGGGGGACGGAAACAAACACGUUGCUCUUCGGGAUCAGAACUUAAUUUAUUUCUUUCUAAAGAUUUACUUAUUUGAAAAGGCAGAAUCACUGGCUCACUCCCCAGAUGGCUGCAAUGGCCAGGGCUGGGCUAGGCUGAAGCCAGAAGCCAGGACCUCCAUCCAGGUCCCCUACGUGGGUGCAGGGGCUCAAACACUUGGGCCAUCUUCUGCUGCUUCCCAGGCACAUUAGCAGGGAGCUGGAUCAGUCGUGGAGCAGCUGGGACUCAAAUCUGGAACUCCUAUGGGAUGCCAGUGUCAUGGGCACAGCUUAACCUGCUGUAUGCACCACAGGGCCAGCCCUGUGAACUUUCCCUCACCAGCUCACUGGGUGGUGAUUCAAAGCUGUCGCACCCUCACAGGAGGAACACAGAUAGCAAUGUUGACUUCACGCAUUCUAGGUCAUUUGGGAUUUAUUCCCUAGAGUUAUUCUCGUUAAUUUUUUUUUUUUUUUUUUGACAGAGUGGAUAGAGAGAGAGAGAGAGAGAAAGGUCUUCCUUUGCCGUUGGUUCACCCUCCAAUGGCCGCUGCGGCCGGCGCAUCGU